AUGUAUUCAGGUGACAGCAAUUUUCCCUGGAAUAAGUUAGCUUUAAUAGGUCGAGUGCCAUAUGAUUGUGGAAGUUCACCUGGUGAUUGCUUUUUUGCAUCCUUAGCACAUGGUCUUUAUAAAAAUCCUGAUUGCCAUCUUGAUAUUCGUAGUGCAGGCAUUACACAUUUGGUGCAUAAUCCUGAGUUAUAUAUUGAAAGUCUUGCAAAUAUUUCAUGGGAGAAUUAUAUUGAAGACAUGUCACAACCUGGAACAUGGUGUGAUAAUAUCAUUAUUCAAGCAGUAGCAAAUGCUUUAAGCUGCACUAUUCAUAUUACUGAUUCCAGUCCAAAUGCUAAUGGAACCAUUGUAAACCCAAUUAGUGUACACCAGAGGCAAAAAAUUGUAUUCCUAGGUUAUAUAACUGGUGUACGUUAUGUUUCCACUUUACCAAAUGAAAGUGUGGGUAAUCAGACAGAUAGUAAAGGAAAGGAAAUGCUAGAGAAAAGGAGAGUUUAUGCCAAAAAAAGGCAAUCUGAUGAAACUGCGAAUGCAAAAAAAGAUUCGGCUUGA
Messenger RNA from Dendronephthya gigantea, 552 nucleotides. RefSeq lists its product as uncharacterized. Gene Ontology annotation, biological process: protein deubiquitination. Lineage: Eukaryota; Metazoa; Cnidaria; Anthozoa; Malacalcyonacea; Nephtheidae. Bases 1 to 552 code for a protein of 183 amino acids. The transcript has a single exon. The record is from RefSeq and is a predicted model, not a curated record. Gene Ontology annotation, molecular function: cysteine-type deubiquitinase activity.